Moesziomyces aphidis is the source of this 408-nucleotide messenger RNA. The record is from the annotation of a GenBank genome assembly. Lineage: Eukaryota; Fungi; Basidiomycota; Ustilaginomycetes; Ustilaginales; Ustilaginaceae.
AUGCCUGCUUCCUUCAAGCGUUACGUCGAGGUUGGCCGUGUUGUCCUCGUUGAGGAGGGCCCGUCCGCCGGCCAGCUCGCCGUCAUCGUCGAGGUCAUCGACCACAACAGGGCCAUCAUUGACUCGCCCACCACCGGCGUUAGCCGCCAGGCCUUCCCCUUCAAGCACCUCACCCUGACCAAGCUCAGCGUGCCCGGUCUUCCCCGUGGUGCCGGCUCGACGGCCGUCAAGAAGUUCUUUGACAAGGCUGGUGUUGCCGAGAAGUGGUCGCAGUCCGGCUGGGCCAAGAAGCGCGCUGCCGUCAAGACCCGCCGCUCGCUGUCGGACUUUGACCGCUUCAACGUUAUGCUGCUCAAGAAGCAGCGCCGCAACGUGCUCUCGCCCGCUGUCAAGAAGGCCUCGGCCUAA